This is a messenger RNA of Oenanthe melanoleuca, 1694 nucleotides long. Its product is annotated as mas-related G-protein coupled receptor member H-like. Gene Ontology annotation, cellular component: membrane. The transcript has 3 exons. Gene Ontology annotation, molecular function: G protein-coupled receptor activity. Gene Ontology annotation, biological process: G protein-coupled receptor signaling pathway. NCBI's taxonomy places the organism in Eukaryota, Metazoa, Chordata, Aves, Passeriformes, Muscicapidae. The record is from RefSeq and is a predicted model, not a curated record. The coding region runs from base 442 to 1374 and encodes 310 amino acids.
CCGGGUGGAGCGGGGCAGGAGCCGGGCUGCUGGAGGAGAUGGGUUGCCCCGGGGGAGGAGGGGCCUGGGUGUCGUAGGGGUCUGGAGAGGUGAAAACAAAGUCGGAGCGGGUCUGCAUGCUGCCGAUCCCAAAUCUCCCCACUGGAGGACAGCAGAGCCCGGCAGACGGUGCUCGGAGCAGAGAAGCCGCCGCCGGUCGGGAAACCUGCGGGAUGGGAGAGGAUGCGGGAGGAUCCACUUUAGGAUAUUGAACCAAAGGAGCAAGAGCUACCAGGAAGCACCACUGAUCUGCACAGAUCCCCUUUGCCUGCUGCUGCUCCACAGUGAACAGGGAGCUGCUCAGCAGCUGUGUCAUCCCUUCCUGGAUUCUCCAAGCACUGACUCCCAUCCACGCUGACCACAGCCUGGGGCUACAUCCCACUGCCUGCCCAGUGUCCAUCCAUGGAGGUGACCACCGUGUCCCCAUCUCCUGCCUCACCCACUGAAGGAGACCAUCUCUGUGAGAUAGAUGUCACUGAUGUGGCUGUGGAUGGUGUCACACUGCUCAUCUGCCUCUGUGGGCUGGGUGGAAAUGGGGCUGUCCUCUGCUUUCUCCAAAGGAAUCCUAAAACCUUAUACAUCCUCAACCUGGCCUUCGCCAACUUCGCUUUCCUCCACUUUGCGCUCCCCUCCUCCCUGCUCUACCUGCUGGAGGACGCGUCCUGCUCCAUUGUCGUGUCCCUGACGUACCUGAGGUCCCUUCUCCUGCUGUCCCUGUUCUCCUACAACCUGGGGCUGUACCUGCUGACAGCCAUCAGCAUUGACAGGUGCACAUCCAUCCUCUGCCCACUCUGGCACCGCUGCCGCCGUCCCCAGCGCCUGUCCUGGGUGGUGUGUGCCCUGCUCUGGGCACUCUCCAUCGCUGUCAUUGUCACAGUUACUUCCCUGUGCCUGUCACAGGAGCACCAGCACUGCCAGGUGUCCCUCAUCUCCAUGUACACCCUCAACCUGUUCCUCUUUACCCCAGCCAUGCUCAUUUCCAGCACAAUCCUCUUCAUUAAGGUCAAGUGCGGCUCCCAUGAGCGACAACCCAAGAGACUCGACAUUGUUAUUUUCCUCCUUGUGCUCUUCUUCCUCCUCUUUGCUCUCCCCCUCAGCCUCUCCAACUUCCUGCAGCAGCUUGAUUACACGGUUGUGUCCUCCCAGGUUGUUUUCCUGCUCACCUGCAUCCACAGCACCAUCAACCCCUUCAUCUACUUCCUGGCAGGGAGCUGCUGGAGCCGCUGCUCCGUGGGGUCCCUCCGGCUCUCCCUCCAGAGGCUCUUUGAGGAGCCAGAAGAAAGCAAUGCCCAUGGCAUUGAUCCUGACAUGGACACAGCUGUCCCAGCUUGCUGAUCCCUUCCACUGCUCUGCUGAAGGACCCCGGGACAGUGUCUGAGGGCUUCCUCGAGUCAUUUGAUUAAUAAAUAGCCGUGGUAUCACCCUCCCUGUGGUGCUGUAAUCCUGCAGGAGAAGGGAGCAGGGGCAGUACCAAGGGCAGUGUGGGAGGGAUGCUCUGCAGGGAGCACGGCUUUCCUCCUCUCUCAUGGGUCCUAGAACACUAUUCCCCAAAAGGGGUCAUGCCUCACAGCGCUGUGAUCCCAAAAGUCCCCCUGGCACCUGGUUCCUGCAUCCCACUGCGGUCUGAGAUCAAUAAACGGCAUCGUGAACCCCGA